AUGGUCCACCGUUCAACAGGACCGGAAGUGCUCGACCAAUGCUGGCACUCAGGGGUCCCAGGCACUGAUGAGGAUUCAAUUGGUACAAACCAGCUGAAGCCCUUUGGCCAUAUGUGCGAGAGCCAUCAUUUCCUAUCGUGGAUAAGAGAUACAGUACCUGAGCACAUGACGGGGCGGCUAUCCUCAACGUCGAUUUCCCCACGAGCGGUUGCGCGCCACCCUCAAGAUGUGAGUCGGGUGUUGUGGUCCUGUCCCCCGUCUUGCACUGACAAACUAGCAGGUGUAAGUGCGAAGAUAGAUAAGCUUUCAAUUCUGGGAGUUCGCUCCUUCGACAACACCCGCAGCGAAACCAUCCAGUUCCACACCCCCCUUACGUUGAUCGUCGGAUACAAUGGAUCAGGAAAGACAACGAUUAUCGAAUGUCUCAAGUACGCCACCACUGGCGACCUCCCGCCAAAUAGCAAGGGCGGUGCCUUCAUCCAUGACCCGAAACUAUGUGGGGAGAAAGAAGUCUUGGCUCAAGUGAAGCUGUCAUUCAAGGGCACAUCGGGUGCUAAGAUGGUAUCUACACGGAGUCUACAACUCACCGUGAAGAAAACCACCCGGCAGCAGAAGACGCUAGAAGGUCAACUGCUGAUGAUCAAAGAUGGUGAAAGGACAGCUAUCUCGUCGAGAGUUGCGGAGCUGGAUCAGAUCAUGCCUCAGUACCUUGGGGUCUCCAAAGCCAUCUUAGAUUCUGUAAUUUUCUGCCACCAAGACGAGAGCUUGUGGCCUAUGAGUGAACCUUCGGUCCUGAAGAAGAAGUUCGACGAGAUCUUUGAAGCGAUGAAGUACACAAAGGCUAUUGAUAAUAUCAAGGCUCUGAGGAAAAAGCAAAACGAAGAACUUGCCAAAUACAAGAUCAUGGAACAACACGCCAAGGAGGACAAGGAGAAAGCGGACCGAGCAGAAAAGCGAUCGAUUAAGCUACAAGAAGAGAUCGAAGCCUUACGUGAUGACACACAUCAGCUUUCUCAGGAGAUGCGACGUGUCGCCGAGCUAGCCGAUAAAGCCUGGCGAGAGUCGGAAAGUUACGCCCAAGUCCUUGGUACUCUGGAAGGAAAGCGUAUUGAGGCAAAAAGUAUUCAAUCAACAAUUGACAAUUUGAAACGACACCUCGUCGAGCUUGACGAUUCGGACGAAUGGUUACAGGCAAAUCUGGAACAGUUCGAGUCCAAGCAGCUUCAGUAUGAACAGCAAGAAGAGGCGCAAAAGGAGAACUACAUGGAGAUCAAGGAGCAGAUAGAGCGGACGCGGCAAAAAUUAGGUGUCAAACAAGCAGAAUACGGCAAGUUUGAGAAUGACAAGGCCAAUUUUGAGCGGCAGGUUGAACGGAGACAAAGGAUGACCAAAGAAAUCGCACGUAGCAACAAUAUUCGGGGGUUUGACAACAUUCUGGACCAGGGUGAUGUCGAUGAAUUCUUGAGGAAGGUCAGAAAGUUACUGAAAGAUCAGAACCAGACCCUAGACCGAGUUAAGCGGGAGGCACAAGGCGAACUGCGCGAAGUGCAAACGGCUCUGAACGAUAUUGCACAGCAAAAGUCGGCAUUGCAGGAAACCAAGAAUGCUGCUAGGCGUCAGAUGGCUGCGAAUGACAAGGAAUCGACCACCUAUCAAGGAAAGCUUAAUGAAAUCAACGUAGAUGAAGGGGUCCAAGCGGCGCUUGAAGCCAACAUUGAAGACAUUCAGUCGCACCUGAGUCAAGCUAAGGGGCGAGCAAAAUCUGCUUCGUGGGACAAAGAGAUCCACGACAUCAAUUCGGAGAUCCGAGGCCUUGAAGAUGAGAGUUCGCGCUUGAACUCGGAACUCAUCGAUGCGACUAAACGGGCCGGUGACUUGGCACGAUUGGAUCAUCUAAAGAAGGAAUUGAAGGAGCGGGAGCGCAGCCUGGAAACUAUGAAGGGCGCUCACGGCGAACGUCUAUCUAAACUCGUCAGCCAAGACUGGAAACCUGAUACCCUGGAGCAAGAAUUCCAUAAUGUGCUGGAAGAACAAUCCAAGCAGGUGUCACGCGCUGAAAACGAACGAGAUGGCGUCAGCAGGGAGCUGGAACAAGUGGAAUUCAGACUUAAGAGUGCCAAGAAGAUUUUAGGGCAACGACAGAAGGCGCUAAAAGAAUGCAUCGAGGAGAUUCGUGAAGCUAUCAAUGACGAACCCGAGGAAUUUCCUGAAGUUCUCAGGCAACGACAAGCACAGCUUGAUAUUGCAAGAAAAGAUGCUGAGCAAUAUGCUGGAAUCGCUAAACGAGAUGCCGAUGAUGAAGAUGUGAAGAACUUAGAAGAGGAUCUUGAGGCUGCACGCGCAGCCAGCACUUCUUACGAUACAUGGUCUCGCCUUCAGCAGACGGAAAUCCCGGAGUUGGAAAAGGAAGAGGAACAAUACGUAUUGCAGCGUGAUGAGCUCCUCAAUCAGUUGGAGGACCGCGACAAGAUUGUCAGCGAAAAAACUGAAAAGAAAAGAGAUGUCGAAGCUCUCUCCAAAACUGUUAACACGGUCAUCCGAUAUGAUGGUGAAUUAAAGUCCAUCCGUUCCCAGAUACAAGGCCUUUCCUCUAAACAGCAGGAUACUACCUCUGCACGCACGCUCGAGGAUAUUCAAGAUGAGAUAGCGGCGAUUGGUGAAAAGUCCAGGGCUUUGAAGAAGAACCUGUCGAAGCUCACACAUGACAAAGAGCAGACACAGUCGGAGAUCAAUAACCUGGAAUUGCAACUAAGAGACGUGAAGAGUAAUCUCGACAAUGCGAAAUUUCAAUUAGAAAGAAAGUCGGACCUGCUCACUCGUAUUGAAGAAUACAAAAAUCUCAACAACCAACAACGAGAAACAAUCGCAAAAGCUGAUAGGGAUAUUGAGGAUUUGACCCCUGAGCUUCUCAAGGUUCAGGCUAAGUACGAUGAUAUUAGCCAGCGGGCCGAGGCACGCGAAAGAGACAUGCAACAAACAAUCUCUCAGAUGUCGGAAAGUGUACAUCAGCUGGAGCUGGCAAACGAAGAGAUUGAUGCAUACAAUGAACGGGGAGGUCCGACUCAACUGGAACGCAGUAAGCGCGAACUCGAGCAAAUCGAGAAGCAGAUUGGCCAGCUCGAAGCCGAGCAGGCGGAUAUCACGAAAGAGAUUAAUAAGAUAUCUUCCCAGCUGAAGGAUAGCGAGAACACCAAGCGUCAAUAUGCGGAUAAUCUCACAUAUCGUCAAGCAACUAGGGCGCUUGAUGAGGUCACACAAGAGAUCGAACAGUUAGCAGCCCAGAACGCAGAGGUUGAUCGGAGUCGGUUCAAAGACGAAUCAGAACGUCGAACCCGCGAGCAUAACGCACUGGCUGCAAAGCAAGCCAGCAGGAUGGGUGAGAUGAAAUCUAAAGACGAUCAACUGAUGCAGCUUCUCGCAGACUGGAACACGGAUUACAAAGAUGCGGCGCCCAAAUACAAGGAAGCACACAUCAAGGUGGAGACUACUAAAGCUGCGGUGGAUGACUUGGCUCGCUACGGAGGAGCCCUGGAUAAAGCCAUCAUGAAAUACCAUGGCUUAAAGAUGGAGGAGAUCAAUGCCAUUAUCGGAGAACUAUGGCAGAAGACCUACCGAGGCACGGACGUUGAUACUAUCCUUAUCCGCUCCGAUAAUGAAAAUGCCAAGGGUAACCGGUCUUAUAACUACCGAGUCUGUAUGGUCAAGCAGGGUGCGGAAAUGGAUAUGCGUGGACGCUGCAGUGCAGGGCAAAAGGUACUCGCAAGUAUCAUCAUUCGCUUGGCUCUCGCAGAGUGCUUUGGUGUCAACUGCGGUCUCAUCGCGCUUGACGAGCCGACAACGAAUCUUGACCGGGACAAUAUCCGGUCCUUGGCCGAGUCACUACAUGAUAUCAUCCGCACUCGUCAGGCGCAGAGUAAUUUCCAGCUCAUUGUAAUCACGCAUGACGAGGAAUUCCUGCGGUAUAUGCAGUGCGGCGACUUUAGCGAUUACUACUACCGGGUGUCUCGAAAUGAGAAGCAGAAGUCGAUCAUCGAGAGACAGUCAAUCGCAGAGGUUAUGUAA
Aspergillus bombycis is the source of this 4062-nucleotide messenger RNA. RefSeq names its product MRX complex DNA-binding subunit. Gene Ontology annotation, biological process: telomere maintenance via telomerase; chromosome organization involved in meiotic cell cycle; double-strand break repair. The transcript is spliced from 7 exons. Bases 1 to 4062 code for a protein of 1353 amino acids. The record is from RefSeq and is a predicted model, not a curated record. Gene Ontology annotation, cellular component: condensed nuclear chromosome; Mre11 complex. Lineage: Eukaryota; Fungi; Ascomycota; Eurotiomycetes; Eurotiales; Aspergillaceae. Gene Ontology annotation, molecular function: G-quadruplex DNA binding; ATP hydrolysis activity; double-stranded telomeric DNA binding.